Messenger RNA from Carassius gibelio (silver crucian carp), 1815 nucleotides. RefSeq lists its product as uncharacterized. The transcript is spliced from 4 exons. The record is from RefSeq and is a predicted model, not a curated record. The coding region runs from base 111 to 740 and encodes 209 amino acids. NCBI's taxonomy places the organism in Eukaryota, Metazoa, Chordata, Actinopteri, Cypriniformes, Cyprinidae. Gene Ontology annotation, biological process: response to bacterium.
GCAGAGGUUUGCUUGAGCUGCGCAUCAGAAGUGGAAACACGUUGUGGUUUAAUGUCUCUGCACUGAAAGGAAAUCUGCAGUUUGAUCAGUGCUUUUACAGACGAAAGACAAUGGAGAAGAUCAUGCUCUUUUGUGUUUUUUCAUACUUGAUUGUUCAGAUCAGCUCCAGCGAUGCUUCAGAACAUAAUGUGACUCUGUUGAGAUUUCAGCUGAAUGAAACCAUCACUCUGAACUGCAGCAUGACAGACAAACAUGUAAUAGCCUGGUAUCACCAGAAUCCUAAAUCUGGACAACUAACACUGCUGAUAUUUGCCUUAGCCAUGGACAAGAAAAAAGAGCUAAAUGCAAAGCAUGAAAACACUCGCGUUACAGUUAAAGAAGACAGAAGAACAAAAAUAGUCUCGCUAGUUAUGACUGGACUAAUGGAGUCAGAUUCAGGUCUUUAUUUCUGUGGAAGAAGAUCAGGGUAUUCAGACAUGCAGUUUGAGAAACCCAUCAGACUACAGAUCGAGGACCGAGAAGACAAAGUUCAGUCCGUCACAGAUCCUCCAGAGGAAGAGAUCACAGAUGAAGUGACGCUGACGGAGCGUGUGCUGAUGUUCAGUGGUGUUGGUUUGGCUGUGUUUCUGUGUUUUCUGGUUAUAAUCAUUGCAGGAAGAAACAUUUACUGUCACGGUUGGCGGAAAGGAUGGACCGCAGCCGAACAUGCUGGUCUGAAUGUUCAAAACUCACCUAAAUGACAUUUGUGAGCUUUAUUUUUGACUCUAUCACAAUAAUCAGCAUUUUAUACUUUACACCAGACUCACCGUUGUGAUUCAGAUGUGUUUCUGUCGGCCAGAUCUCAUAGACGUCUGUUUUAUCUGUUCAUGACACAAACUUGUUCAAACAAAAUGAAAUAUUUCUGAACAAAUAGCAGUAAAACUAAGAAAUCAUGUCACAGUCGUAUUUUUGAUGAAAAAUUAUAGAAAUGAUAAUUGUUUGUAAAUGUGAUGUAGACCUAAACAUACUGUCUGUAACUGUAAUUAAACAGAAACAGUUGUGAAUGAAUAAGUUUGUGUGUACCACUUUAUUUCUCUGUGACUAAAUUGCAAUCCUGAAACAAAUUCAUUUAUUAUGAUCACUGUAUCACUUAUUAUUGUGAAACUGAUAUAACAUCAAUGCUUUGUUUUAUAUCUCUAAUUAUACUACAUGCUUUUAUCAUGUUCAUUUUGUGAUUUCACUAGUUCCAGUAAUUUACUUCUGAUCAGUUUUCUGAUAAAUCUUAUCUUUGCUGGUGGUGAAAUGCUGUGGUUUGAUUUCAAAUAUCUUCAGCUCUGUUCUGAGGAUGAAUGAAAGUCUUGGGGAGCGUAACAACAUGAGGGUAAGUAAAUUAGUGAAUACAUUUACACUCAGCUUACACUGACUAUAUAAAAAUAAUGACAAAUUACAAUAAAAUAUUAAAUAAAAUAGAGUAGAAUAAAAAAGGUUGAGUAAUUAAUGAGAGAAAUGUCAUUUGUGAAUCUAUCCUUUGUAGCAUCUGAUCAUGCUCCCAUCCUUCAGAAGGAGCUCUCAGCUGAAUAUUGAACUCUGUCCACUUCCUGUUUCCUGCCAUAUUACCACAUUACCACAGUUCCUGUUACAAUGUAUUUAAGCCAUGUGUUUCCACUCCAAUUUUGCGAAGUAUUGCCAUUUCCUCUGCUUUACUAAGCGUUCUUCUAUGAGAUUUCUAUUGUUUAUUGUCAUGACCAUUGCUUUUGUUCUCCUGACUCCCGUUUCUGGAUUACUGUUUUGGAUUUAUCUGCAAUUGGAUAUUUUCUCCAUACUCUGACUCAUGUC